AGCAUUAUGUAGAGACCUGGUGCCUUAUCUUAUUGUACGUGGGUCUCACUUCGGGACUAGAGUGUGCCUCCAGUACGAGGCUACGCCGCAAGGCUGACUCUUUCUCCCAGUCACAAGAGCGGCCACAACUCUCAUGACCAUCACAAUUGAAAUCGGGUCGUCAGCCUGUGACCGCAUCUUCGAGUUGGCAUCCUGGAUAUGGCUAUACCGUCUCUAUACGAGCACCAUCUAUUCACUUGUGAACGAAGCGUUUAGAAUCACGCUGUGUGCCACAGGUCCAAGCCCAUCCGCCAACUGUCACCUGCCGUUUUCAUUUAAACGGCCAGCAAAUUACUCAUCUUCAACAACACCUCGCGCGAGGCUCUCGGGGUUGUUGUGAUCCUGCUUAGGUGGCCGUCACAUCUAUAUUCUACCAAAUAAAUCUGUUCAAGUAAGCCUCAUCAGUAUGCCGCUUUACCCUGCCGCACCGUCACCUAAACGGAAACGAGAUGAAAAGCCACAUUCGCCACAGCAGAGAGUCACUUCGAGACGGUUAGAUACACUCCCAGAAAAGUUAAUGUCAUCUUCUGGAGAGGAUAUCGACACGGGGGUUCAGACUCCACGGUCCAGGGUAGGCCAUAGCUUUGGGGAGCUGGAAAUAGAGGGAACUGGUGGGGUCAGCAGGCUGGACCUGCUUGGGACGUUUGGGGCAUCAUCGAAAGUUGACAACGGCGAACCCAGAAAACAAGCCAAAUCUUCUCGGAAUGGAUUUAAAGAAAUCCCGGAGACACCCCAGGUCUCCUCCAAUAUGGUUUCAGGCCCAACUGGUGCUAUACGUUUUGAUAGGAACGGUGCAUUUGGCAGCCAGCAUAACAACGUAAUAUUCACAGGCGCCAACUCUACCAAUACCCUAACUACACUCAGUACAACGCUUCCUAGUCGCCCAAGUCAUAAGCAGCCGGCCUCUCCACCUUCGCCUGAUCCUCCACCACAGCAAUUCUCACCGGCGCCCUCGCCUCCCGUCACUCCUGCGAUCUCGCCUCUUCAGGAACCUCCAUCGCUUCACUGGGAAGAGUCCGAAAUUACUGGUCAUAACCCCAGUGAUCCCGAUGAUGAUGGCGAGGGGAUCAACGGCGUCGGUUUCAAGCCCACCGCUGCUAUUACCCGGGCUCGUUCUGAGCGUCGUCGCAAGCAGUUGGCUGACUACAAGUCCCGUGAAGACAAGGAGGCCAGAGAUGAGAGGGCUAAGAGGGCUGCACUGAGGAGGCAAAAGGGGAGUGAGGGUGUGGCUGCUAAGACCGAGGAAACUCAAGUCUCGGAGAAGGAGAGAAGGGUGAGGUUCUCUGAGGCCGAAAGAGCGAUCGAUGUGCUCUGAGAGUUGUUCGGCCUCUUGGGAGGUUGGAAAGAAAUUGAGGAAAUGAAUAUAUGUCUUUCUUGGCUUUAAUGGCAUUCUUUUGCAUCAAAGGGCUUGGAUGGGGACCUGGGAGCUGAGUUAUAAUAUAUAAUAUUCAUAUAGCGCGGCGUUAGGCUGGAGUUGAAGCAGCUAAUGCGUUGGUUCCGUUUAGCAUUUAUAGGCUCGACUAUUUAAUUUGAUUACUAUGAAUUCAUACUAAGAUAAAUAUUCCCAGAUC
Messenger RNA from Pseudogymnoascus destructans, 1610 nucleotides. RefSeq lists its product as uncharacterized. Lineage: Eukaryota; Fungi; Ascomycota; Leotiomycetes; Thelebolales; Thelebolaceae. The record is from RefSeq and is a predicted model, not a curated record. Bases 446 to 1354 code for a protein of 302 amino acids. The transcript has a single exon.